Messenger RNA from Ochotona curzoniae (black-lipped pika), 1852 nucleotides. It is a transcript of the gene ZFP3, whose product is annotated as ZFP3 zinc finger protein. Bases 113 to 1612 code for a protein of 499 amino acids. The record is from RefSeq and is a predicted model, not a curated record. NCBI's taxonomy places the organism in Eukaryota, Metazoa, Chordata, Mammalia, Lagomorpha, Ochotonidae. The transcript has 2 exons.
UGGCUGCAGGGCCGCCCAGGGUACCGGAAGUGGCCGCUGCCCGUCGCCCGUGACGCCGAGGCCACAGCUGCUGGACCGGGAGCGGCCCUGAGAGCCCGUGGCGGAUGGUGAGAUGGGGACUGAGGACAAGAAGGCGAUUCCCAAGGAAGAGAGUCCUGAAGAAUACGAGCCACGUGGGUCAGUGUUAGAGAAAGUCCCCGAGGCGGUUUACCCACAUCGCAGGUUGGUAGCAGCCUGUGAUGAAGACGUAGCAGAAGGGCAUCUGAGAGAGUCCCCGGAAGAGGGGAUGGAGCAGACGUCUCCCCGUAGCGGAGACUUUGCAUCAGGGUUGGUUGUCUUUAAGAAAUCACCCUCCAGUGAGCAUCAUGAGAGUGAGGGAGGCUGCAGUCCCUGCCCCAGCCUGGUGAUGCAUCAGGGAGCUGCGCUAGCAGAGGGAGCUGGGACAUUGGUUCCCCCUAGCCCAGACUUCAUAGGGAAUUUAGAAUGCAGCAAAACACCAAGAAGUUCUGUGGGAGAAAAGCCCCAUACAUGCAAAGAAUGCGGGAAAGCCUUUAAUCAGAACUCACACCUCAUCCAGCACAUGAGGGUUCACAGCGGAGAAAAACCGUUUGAAUGCAAAGAAUGUGGAAAGACCUUUGGCACGAACUCAAGCCUUCGCAGGCACUUGAGGAUUCACGCUGGAGAGAAGCCCUUUGCGUGUAACGAAUGCGGGAAGGCCUUCAUUCAGAGCUCCCAUCUCAUCCACCACCACAGAAUUCAUACUGGAGAGAGACCCUAUAAGUGUGAAGAGUGUGGCAAGGCUUUCAGUCAGAAUUCAGCCCUGAUUCUGCACCAGAGAAUCCACACCGGCGAGAAGCCUUACGAAUGUAACGAAUGUGGGAAGACCUUCCGGGUCAGCUCCCAGCUCAUCCAGCACCAGAGGAUCCACACGGAGGAAAGGUACCACGAGUGCAACGAGUGCGGCAAGGCCUUCAAGCACAGCUCGGGCCUCAUCCGACACCAGAAAAUUCACACUGGGGAAAAGCCCUAUCUGUGCAGCGAAUGCGGGAAAGGCUUCGGCCAGAGCUCGGAGCUGAUCCGGCACCAGAGGAUUCACACGGGGGAUAAACCCUACGAGUGCAAUGAGUGCGGGAAAACCUUCGGCCAGAACUCGGAGAUUAUUCGCCAUAUUAGGAUCCACACUGGCGAGAAGCCCUAUGUGUGUAAGGAGUGCGGGAAGGCCUUUCGGGGGAACUCAGAACUUCUGAGACACGAGCGAAUUCACACCGGGGAGAAGCCCUAUGAGUGCUUUGAGUGUGGAAAGGCCUUCAGGCGGACCUCCCACCUCAUCGUCCACCAGAGGAUUCACACGGGAGAGAAGCCCCACCAGUGUAACGAAUGUGCCAGAACCUUCUGGGAUAACGCCGAGCUGCUCCUCCAUCAGAAAAUUCACAUCGGAGAGAAACCUUAUGAAUGCAGCGAAUGCGAGAAAACGUUCAGUCAGCAUUCCCAGCUGAUCAUCCAUCAGAGAACCCACACGGGCGAGAAACCUUACGAGUGCCAAGAGUGUCAGAAGACCUUCAGCCGCAGCUCUCACCUCCUCCGGCAUCAGAGUGUUCACUGCAUGGAAUGAUCUGUGAGAGAGGAGAGCUGCUCGUGGGAAGGCUGGAGUCACGCUUAACUCACUUGUUUGGAAUGCCGUGAAUAGACAGAACUUCCUCUCUCCUGCCGUUGAAUUUAUUAUUAUUAUUAUGUUAUUAUUGUUAUUAUUAUUUUAAACCAUUGGUCCCAAAGUGUGAGGCACUUUUAUCAACCAUUCACCCAAAAGUUUCAAUGUACCGAGUUAAUUCAUAAAAACUGUUUGAAGCCUUAA